This is a messenger RNA of Funneliformis geosporum, 420 nucleotides long. Lineage: Eukaryota; Fungi; Glomeromycota; Glomeromycetes; Glomerales; Glomeraceae. The record is from the annotation of a GenBank genome assembly.
AUGAGCCAACAACAGCCACUUUCUCAACGUGUAACAAAACGUCGAAGAAAUAGGGAUACUCCCCCGAGACCUUUAAAUUCCUUCAUGAUAUAUCGACGAGAAUACCAGAAAAAGAUCAAGGAGCAGCACCCGAAUAUUCUCCUCUCUGAGCUUUCUCGCAUUUCAAAAUCUGCCGCGGAUGAAUGGGCUCAAGAACCUCAGCACAUAAAACAAAAAUACGCUGAAAAGGCCCGAGUGGAAAAGGAACGACACAUGAAGUUAUACCCAAAUUACGUUUAUUGUCCAAGGAGACCAUCGAGAAGCAAGCAGAGGAAGAAAUCAACCUCUGAAGGUUCUUCAGAAAAAAUGUCACUCAACUUUUUAUUGAACGACGAAAGCAACACGUUUCGUCCGUACACUCAUCCAUACACGCAAGUGUGA